CCCAUCCUUAACAGCGACACUUUAACUCCUUAACUUGCCUUCAAGAUGUUACACUUUUACCAUGACUCAGUAAUCAGAACAGAGCCAGCUUCCUCUGUGGUCUCACUGGAAAUGCUGAAAUGUGAACCAUUCCCACCGCCCCAGCGUUGGUCUCACUGCAGUGUGCCCCUACUUCCAAAGUACUCCUCUUGCAGGAAAGAAGGGUGAUGAGCUGGAGAUGGAGGAUGAAGAAGGCUACACCGCUUUAAAUUUACGACCCUCAGCUUCAGUUAUUACUUCUGGAUAUUCGAACAGCAACAAAUGUUCUACGUUUAAGGCUCCGGCCAGUUGUGUCAGAGUAGGCAGAGUCUCCCCCUCAUCUUCCGUAUGGCGGCCAGUGGCCUUUGCUUUCCUCAUGUUGUGCCUGCUGCUGCUGCUGGGGCUGGUAGCCCUGCUGGCCCUGUUUUUUCAGGUUUCCAAGGAUCCUGAGGAAGGAAAGAAGCUGCAGGAAAUGAGGGAAGCAUUGUGUUUGGAAGGGAAGGAGAAAAAUGGAACAACAUGUGCUGUCUGCCCAGCAAGCUGGCUGAAGAGUGGAGCUGACAGCUGCUUCUACAUUUCAAAGGAGAAGAAAACAUGGAAGGAAAGCCAGGAGUUCUGUUCCUCAAGAAACUCCACUCUUCUUGUGCUAAAAGACACAAUAAAGAUGGUUUCUCUGCCACGGGAUUCACAGCUUUACUGGGUUGGAUUAUCAUAUAUACCUGAAAGGAGUGGCUGGUACUGGGAGGAUGGAACAGCUUUUUCAAAAGAAGUGACAAAAUGGGUCGUGUUAUAUGACAACACCUUCUGUGCCUCCGUAUAUGGACAGAUUAUUUACGCCAGCCAAUCCUGCUCAACAAAGCAAUUCUGGAUCUGUGAGAAAGCGGCUGUUCAUUUCACCUGAAGAAGCACUGCAAGAAGGGAUGUGGGAUCUGCCACUGGGAGAUACCAACUUUAGAAACUGGAAGUUUUAAAUAUAUUUUGUUUGUUUGUUUGUUUAUCAUGCAGUUUUCUCAGAAUGGUGAUUCAAAUGGGCAGGUCAUUAGAGACUAAAUCUUCCUCUUUGCCUGCAUUUUCCCUCCCAGGCUCACAAAAGAGAAAAAGAAAAAAAAGCCCCACAAAGCUAAAAACUACAGGCCUAUAAGCAACUUGAAAGAAUUAGCUACACUCAAGCAAUGAUUCUUGUGUAACUCUGUAGGUUGACAGCCACAUAUUCUUGUAGAUCUCUAUAUUCGAUGGACUCGAUGAUCUCAAAGGUCCUUUCCAACCAUGAAGAUUCUAUGAUUCCAUAUUUCUUGAACUUUAGUCAGCAUUUUAUACUAACACCUGCCAGUCAUAAACCAUUCCAACUGCAUCCCUGAUGAUUUUACUGACUGAAUUACUUACUGUACACGCUAACUACUCUCCACCCACAAUCCUCUUCUAGAUCAGUUUGCCUAGGCAUGCCUUCUUCCCUAAAUCUGUUCUUCCAGCUGUUCCCCCGUUUGAGGUAUGGGGAUACAGAAAGAACACAAGGCUCUAUUCAUCCAUGAAAUUCUUUUCACAUAUGCAUUAAUAUUUAUAGGAAAAAAAGGACAUUUUUUUAUAAGACUACAGGGAAUGCCUGGGAGCAGUCUCUGUUAAAAGUAGAGUCAAAUGUCAUGGCUGGAUUAAGACAUUACCUGAAUAACUUCAGUGCUACCAUAACAUUAAUUGCUAUGCAAAUAGCAGGGAGGAUAAUAAUUAUGUGUUCCAUUCAGAGCUACACUCAAUUGGUACGCAAACUGAUGCAGAAUCCAUUGCCACAAAUCUUACCUGAGCUCUUGUAUUACAUCCACACUGUUUGGGAUCUCUGGAGCCCAAGGUACACUCUAUGCAUCAUGUGUUAUUAAAGCACUUGUCAUACUUGAAAGAAAAUGAUGCCUCCGCUUCUCUGGGUGGAGUUUCAUUGCAUGAGUUCUUUGAAGUUCUGUAUGUCAGCAUCUGUUUUGUAUUACAUAUGCACAUAUUCCUUGCACAUAUGUACCUCGUAUCUAUG
Messenger RNA from Chroicocephalus ridibundus (black-headed gull), 2032 nucleotides. Its product is annotated as natural killer cells antigen CD94-like. NCBI's taxonomy places the organism in Eukaryota, Metazoa, Chordata, Aves, Charadriiformes, Laridae. Bases 218 to 919 code for a protein of 233 amino acids. The transcript has 6 exons. The record is from RefSeq and is a predicted model, not a curated record.